Populus trichocarpa (black cottonwood) is the source of this 538-nucleotide messenger RNA. RefSeq lists its product as uncharacterized. The record is from RefSeq and is a predicted model, not a curated record. The transcript is spliced from 3 exons. Lineage: Eukaryota; Viridiplantae; Streptophyta; Magnoliopsida; Malpighiales; Salicaceae. Gene Ontology annotation, biological process: negative regulation of ATP-dependent activity. The coding region runs from base 68 to 325 and encodes 85 amino acids. Gene Ontology annotation, cellular component: mitochondrion. Gene Ontology annotation, molecular function: ATPase inhibitor activity.
AGCGUAAGUUUUCCGUUUCCGUGUCAAGAAAGAAAAGUUUCUAAGGUAAGCAAAGAGCCCACAAAACAUGGCAACAAGAUCCGCACUGAGCCGACUCAGCUUAAUCACUAUUCGCUCGAUGAAGUCAACUCGUGGAGCUACUCGCUACUUCAGUGAUGGCAAAGGUCGAGUUCUGAGCGAAGAGGAACGCGCUGCUGAAAACGUUUAUAUUCAGAAAAUGGAGAGGGAAAGGUUGGAGAAACUGAAGCUAAAGCAGGAGAAGGAGAAGGCAGAGAAAGAGAAACAGGGUGCUGACAAGAGAAUUGAAGGGAGCCAGAAAGCCUGAUGGGGGAUCAUCUGCACCAGAUAAUGAUGAUCUUGCUGUGGUAAUAGGCAUGUAAAAUAAUGACUCUCUAGGGAGAUGUAGUGGUUGCACAGAGUUGUCUUUGGAAUACUUUUGAACAGCUAUAAACAUAACCAUGUUCUUCUAUGUAGCUCUGCAUCUGUUGAUAGUUUUCCUAUCCUAACUUUGAAUGAUCUUGAUCCAGAGUUCGUUUUA